Darwinula stevensoni is the source of this 1284-nucleotide messenger RNA. The record is from the annotation of a GenBank genome assembly. NCBI's taxonomy places the organism in Eukaryota, Metazoa, Arthropoda, Ostracoda, Podocopida, Darwinulidae.
AUGCCAACGAUGGCGAAUCGUUCAGAAGAAGAGGAGCUCCUCGUGGAUGGAAGGACAGUAGCUCAAGUGAUUGCCGAAAAUAUUGAAGGUUUAAUAUUCAUUGACCAUAACGCAGUGAUUGCAUCUUUGCUGAGAAAACAAGUGAUCGAUCAUGUUGAGAAUGGCGAAAUUAUGGACAAAUCUCCGAUGGAGAAAAUACGAUUUCUUCAGGAAAAACUCCCACUGAAAGGAGACACUGCAUUCCAGAAAUUUUUGGAGAGUCUCAAAGAGAGAAAUCACUUGAAACUUGCCAGGAAAAUGCGACGUGAAUGCAUGGACUCAUCUAAUGGUAACCAGGACACCACAGUUCGUCAAAAAUAUUCAACCCUUCAUACUUCCAAUGGUAAUUUCAAAGGAGGCCAAAGAAGGUUACACGAGAGUGAUGAUCUACCUGUAAAUGAUGGUGAUGCAGUGACCACCCCAAUUGCAUUCAUGCAGCUGGAGAAUGAAAAGAAAAAGCUGGAAGCAUCAAAUAAAAAAAUGGCGAAUGGACUGGCCAUGGAGAAGAUAGAAAAAGCGCAGCUUGCAAAAGACCUCAAGGAAAGCAAAGACAAGGUAGAAGAACUGCUGUUGGAACUGCGGACCCUAGAGGAGAAAGCCGAGGAUAUUGAGGAUCAGCUCAAGAAGGAACAAAAUGCAUAUAGAGAGAUAGAGAGGGAUAAACGAGCAAUCGAGAAGGAGCUCAAGGAAAGCAAUGAUCAGGUAGAGGAGCUGCAACGGAAGCUGUCGCAUGUGUUGCCUAUGAAGAAGAAAGCAAAAGACCUUGAGGAGCAGCUCAAGAGGGUACAGAAUGCGUACGCAGAGCUAGAGCAAGAUACACAUAUGAUUGAGAAGGAGCUCAAGGAAAAAAUAGAUCAGGUCGACAAGCUGAAACGACAGUUGGCCAAUGUGAAGGAAACGCCUGCACAUUCCGGCGCAAGGAACCAAAGAUCCUCUUUCCCUCCAACCCGAGCUGAGACGCCGAGUGAGGAUGAAGUAGACUCGUUACAAUCACAGCAAACUCGGGCUCGGGUUCUCGCAUGGUCUGAUCUGCUCAGCUUCAACCUCAAGAACAAGCUGAUUGUCAUCCAUAUCUAUUCACACACAAGUGUAAAAAUAUGGGAAGUGGAAAAUAUGGAGGGGAGAAUUGCUGAGAAAAUGAGUCAUGCAAUCUUCCUGGAUGCAGACUUGGAUGCAGACUGGACAAGGGGCUUCUUCUGGACUGACGCUCAGAGAAAAAGGAGCAAUUACUUCCUUUUUGACUAG